Messenger RNA from Megalops cyprinoides (Indo-Pacific tarpon), 2325 nucleotides. It is a transcript of the gene lrrc1, whose product is annotated as leucine rich repeat containing 1. The transcript has 14 exons. The record is from RefSeq and is a predicted model, not a curated record. Gene Ontology annotation, cellular component: postsynaptic membrane; adherens junction; postsynaptic density. Gene Ontology annotation, biological process: neurotransmitter receptor transport postsynaptic membrane to endosome; neurotransmitter receptor transport, endosome to postsynaptic membrane. NCBI's taxonomy places the organism in Eukaryota, Metazoa, Chordata, Actinopteri, Elopiformes, Megalopidae. Gene Ontology annotation, molecular function: protein binding. The coding region runs from base 414 to 1994 and encodes 526 amino acids.
GUUCCGGGUCAGAAACUGGAGUGAGAGGAAAUUAACUCUAGAGCGAGGAAAACACGAAAUCAGAACCGACCAAAACCGAGAUGUAACCGUCUGCGAGUCAAAAUAAAGGCCAAAACUAUUCGACACUCCACUGGCUGGGAGGCCAGAAAGAUAAAAAGGACUCCCGGGGAGAAAAAGUAUCCAAAGUGAGAGAGAACGACCAGCGGUUUUAUUCCAUGUUACUCCGUGCAGUUUAUUUAUGGCCCGGGAGGUGGUUUGCGUGUUUGCUUGCUGAUAAAAGUCGCACGAACAGAAACUGCGAUAGCUGAUACUGUGCGCGCAGAACUUUGGAGUUGUUUCAUUCGGAAUUCUGUAUUUCUUGGUACACGUAGUUGUGGGGGAUUUUCAAAGAACGGAGUUUAUAGCAACCCGUGAUGUUUCACUGUAUUCCCCUGUGGCGGUGUAACCGUCACAUUGAAUCAAUCGAUAAGCGCCACUGCUCCCUGUUGUACGUCCCAGAUGAGAUCUACCGUUACAGUCGCAGUUUGGAGGAGCUUCUUCUUGACGCCAACCAGUUACGGGACCUGCCCAAGCCAUUUUUUCAGCUGGUAAAACUAAGAAAACUUGGACUGAGUGACAAUGAGAUUCAGAGACUUCCUCCAGAAAUCGCCAACUUCAUGCAGCUUGUAGAACUUGAUGUCUCCCGAAAUGAUAUUAUGGAGAUUCCUGAAAGUAUUUCAUACUGUAAAGCUCUUCAAGUUGCAGAUUUUAGUGGAAACCCUUUGACAAGGUUACCAGAGAGCUUUCCAGAGCUGCGAAACCUGACAUGCCUUUCCAUCAAUGACAUUUCGUUGCAGGCGCUUCCGGAUAACAUUGGAAAUCUUUGUAACCUGGUAUCACUGGAACUCAGAGAAAAUCUGCUGACAUACUUACCAGAGUCUCUGGCUCAGCUUCACAGACUGGAAGAACUCGAUCUAGGAAACAAUGAGCUCUAUAAUUUGCCAGAAACAAUAGGCUGUCUUGUCAGCUUAAAGGACUUGUGGCUGGAUGGAAACCAACUGGCAGAGAUACCUGCGGAGAUGGGCAGCAUGAAGAGCCUGCUGUGCCUGGAUGUAUCAGAGAAUAAGCUGGAGCGCCUCCCGGAGGAGAUCGGGGGGCUGGUGUCACUCACUGACCUGCUUGUGUCCCAGAACUUCAUUGACGCCCUGCCAGAGGGUGUAGGAAAAUUGAGGCGGCUUUCGAUCCUCAAAGCAGAUCAGAACCGACUGGUACAGUUGCCAGAGAGUAUCGGCAACUGCGAGAGCCUCACAGAAUUAGUGCUAACAGAGAACCAGCUACUGAGCUUGCCAAGAAGUAUUGGAAAACUUAAGAAGCUAUCAAACUUCAACUGUGACCGGAACAAACUAACAUCUUUACCUAAAGAGAUAGGGGGCUGCAGCAGUCUGAAUGUCUUGUGUGUGCGAGAGAACCGUCUGACGCGGAUACCUGCCGAGCUUUCACAGGCCACUGAACUGCAUGUCUUUGACGUCUCUGGAAACAGGCUGACCUACCUGCCCAUGUCCUUAACCACGCUACGGCUCAAGGCCCUCUGGUUAUCAGAGAACCAGUCGCAGCCUCUGCUGACGUUCCAAACGGAUGUGGAUCCUGAGUCAGGGGAGAAGGUGCUCACCUGUGUGCUCCUCCCCCAGCAGCCCUGCGAACCAGAGAACAAAGGCUCAGAUAACCUCGCCCGCUGUGGGGCUCUGGAGAGCCUUGUGAAUGACAUGGUGGAUGAUACGUGGGAUGACCGAGCUGCCAACAGGAUCAGUGCUAUCCGCUUCCUAGAGGAGGAUGAUGACGAGGAUGAUGAUGAAAAGGGAACACUACUGCGGAGAGCAACCCCCCAUCCUGGAGAGCUGAAGACCAUGAAGAAAGCAGCAGAGAACCUUCGAAAUGACAUGAAUGCUGCCAAAGGCCUGGACUCCAACAAAAACGAGGUCAAUAACGCUGGUGACAGAGUGACCACGUCUGUGUGAGACUCUUACCUCAGAAACAUUUUACCUCCUGUGUCUGUCACCACUGCCCCGCCCCCUCCUUCCCACCUGGUCCACUCCACUCUGUCCAAGGACUCUGCCUGGCCCCUCUUGUCCGGUACCCAGCUUCAUCUCCAAAUUCGAACCGGCAUCUGAUUUGAGGGGCCCAUGUGCCUUCUACUCAACCACUUUCCAAGGCAAUAAUCUGCACAGGUUUGCUUCUUUUUUCUAAGAAAAUAAAUUCCAGUGCUUUUUAUAAAUUUAUAAGACCGAAAAUAGGUAGUUGCACUAUUGUAAGUCUAGAAUAUCAUAGCUGUUAAAAUCUCUAUAAAAU